Miscanthus lutarioriparius is the source of this 216-nucleotide messenger RNA. Lineage: Eukaryota; Viridiplantae; Streptophyta; Magnoliopsida; Poales; Poaceae. The record is from the annotation of a GenBank genome assembly.
AUGGUCGCUGCUGUGGAGGAUCUGAAGCACGAGAUCGUGGCGCAGACGUUGGCCAUCGCCCAGCUCAAGACAAACAUUGAAGAUGUCAAGGGCUUCAAGGGCAAGCUUGGUGCUGGGGACAAGGUUCAGAAGGUUAAAGCCAUUGUGAAGUGGUUCUUCGUGGCUAAUGUAGUUGUCCUGCUCUUCGGCUUAGUGGUCGCCAUGUCUGCCAAGUGA